Verticillium alfalfae VaMs.102 is the source of this 909-nucleotide messenger RNA. RefSeq names its product cytosolic Fe-S cluster assembling factor cfd-1. Gene Ontology annotation, molecular function: ATP binding; ATP-dependent FeS chaperone activity; 4 iron, 4 sulfur cluster binding. Gene Ontology annotation, biological process: iron-sulfur cluster assembly. Lineage: Eukaryota; Fungi; Ascomycota; Sordariomycetes; Glomerellales; Plectosphaerellaceae. The record is from RefSeq and is a predicted model, not a curated record. Gene Ontology annotation, cellular component: cytosol. The transcript has 2 exons. Bases 1 to 909 code for a protein of 302 amino acids.
AUGUCACUUUCAAAGGUCAAACACAUCGUUCUGGUUUUGUCCGGCAAGGGUGGCGUGGGCAAGUCGUCCGUGACUACUCAGCUGGCUCUGUCUCUGACUCUUGCGGGGCAUUCUGUUGGUGUUCUUGACGUCGACUUGACGGGGCCAUCGAUUCCACGAAUGCUCUCCAUCGAAAAUGCCAAAGUGACACAGGCCCCAGGCGGCUGGGUGCCUGUACCUGUUCAUGAGUCGAGCCCUGAGCAGGGUAUUGGGUCUUUCCGAGCAAUGAGCCUGGGAUUUCUUCUUCCGCGACGUGGAGAUGCCGUGGUAUGGCGAGGCCCCAAAAAGACCGCCAUGGUCCGGCAGUUCCUUUCCGAUGUUCUCUGGGAUGAGACUGAUUACUUGCUCAUCGACACCCCGCCCGGAACAAGUGAUGAACACAUCUCGCUGGCAGAAACCCUCCUGCGGGACGCUUUUCCAGGACAGGUUGCUGGCGCUGUUGUUGUGACGACCCCGCAAGCUGUGGCAACGGCAGACGUUCGUAAAGAACUCAACUUUUGCGCAAAAACCAACCUCAAGGUCCUCGGCGUCAUCGAGAACAUGAGCGGCUUUGUUUGCCCGCACUGCGCCGAGUGCACCGACAUUUUCAGCUCUGGUGGCGGCGUCAUCAUGGCCGACGAGUUUUCCGUACCGUUCCUCGGCACCGUACCCAUUGAUCCCCAGUUUGGCGAACUUGUGGAGACGGGCAAGAGACCACUGUACCACCAGGGCACCAAGAUUGAUGGUCGUGAUAUCAGUGCAACAGCGGAAGUACAGAUUCCAGACGGCGACACAUUGGUGGAAAAGUAUCGAGCCUGCUCGCUGGCACACAUUUUCGCAGGCAUUGCCGAGAAGCUUACCACUACCAUUGCCACAGCAGGGCAGCCUUGA